This is a messenger RNA of Pomacea canaliculata, 2284 nucleotides long. RefSeq lists its product as uncharacterized. The transcript is spliced from 7 exons. The coding region runs from base 193 to 1140 and encodes 315 amino acids. The record is from RefSeq and is a predicted model, not a curated record. Lineage: Eukaryota; Metazoa; Mollusca; Gastropoda; Architaenioglossa; Ampullariidae.
CGUGAAGCAGUUGCCAAACACUGACAUCGUGUGACUGCACGUUGAUGCACGUGCUGCUGUGUGCGUGGUGCUACAAGCAGGAAGGAAGCUGGGACACAAGGGUUUAAGUGGGGGAGCGGCCUGUGGAGGUUCUGUUCACUUUGUGCUUCACUCCCGUCUGUGACACUCGUCACCCUCUGUCGUCGUCACAUCAUGACACUUCUCGUCUCUAGACUCGCAUUCGUCGUCGUCAUCAUCAUCGCUCUGGACAUUCACGCGCAAGAUGACUUUCUCCGAGAAGGACCUGUCCAGGACGCCCGCCAGGUGACGUGUCAACACCCGCCUACUGGCCUGGUGGUACUGAGACUUCAAGAGCUGGGUGACGUCACACGGACGGCGGUGGUCAACCUGCUGGACAAGACCUGUAGUGGCAACAUCACAUUCCACGCCUGUAACAUCAGUGCUGCCAGCGUGCAGGUCGUCAUCACAGACCUACAGGACGGCGACCUCCGCACCUUCACCUGUGUCGCCACCACACUUACAGGUGGUCACACCCACACUGACGUCAUCGCCGUGGUGAAUGUCACAAAGACAGGGGAGACCACCACAGUAGACAUCACUACUCGAGGUAACAUCAACGACAGCGAUGUACACUCACAGACCAGCGUGCACCAGGAGCAGUGCGCUCGUGAGAGGACUCCUACCUUGAUCGUUUUGAUUAUUCUUCUUUUGAUCUUUGGAGUGAUCACCUUCGUCUUGUUUGUUGUUUACAUCAGAGCCCGCAAUAGAAUCCCUCCAGGAACUGUAUCCGGUCUGGACACUAGCGAGGUCAAAGUUCAAAAGGUCAGGAUGACGAAUGAGUACCAGUCUUCCCGCCUUCCUCCCCCAGCGGGUCAGGCGCCGGACGCCCCCGGGAGGGGGUUGGUGAUGCAGUACCAGAAGCCAGUGCCCCUGUCGUCUGGCGGCACCCUGGUCCCAGCCACAGAUAAUGAAGGUCAAGGGUUACUGCAAUACCAGGAGCCCUGGGGUCAACUGGACGAUGAGAUUUCCGAGAAGCUGGCCACCUUCCGCCCCAACCCCCGCAUGUGUCUCGUGCCCGGCUUCCAGAGACCUGCUGACGUCAGCGAGAAGCUACCUGACGAGAAGGACGAUAACGAAUAACGCCCCGCUACCGACUGACGUCACCGAGGAAUUCCUCGACGGUAAAGAAGAUGGGAGUGACGUCACUGACCAAAGAACGGUUAAAUGAAAGUCUCUCGCAAACUGUCAUGAGCACAUCGCUACACCUGAGUCUAGCUCACCUGCUCAGUCAUCGCCGUUACAUUAAAUAUGGUGGGAGGGGGUCGAGUCAGAGCAGACGAUCUUUACAAUAACAGUCACGUGCCUUGUGGGGUAGUGGUAGUGGGAUAGUGGUGGUGGGGUAGUGGUGGUGGGGUAGUGGUAGUGGGGUAGUAGUAAGCCUGCUUGUAGUAAACACGCUGUACACAGUGGAGAACAUGAGUCGAGAGGACCUGGCAUGGACUGUUAAUGUCAGCCAGUCAUCAGCCAGUCAUCAGCCAGUCGUCAGCCAGUCAUCAGCCAGUCAUUUGACAGUCAUCAGCCAGUCAUCUGACACUCAUUCGUCCAGUCGAAGGUCGAACCCAUGGAUUCACGUGACAGGUGACAAGGCCCGCAACUCUCGCCUGUCUGUAGGUGCUAGUCAGCAGGUGUUGCCCAGGACGACCACUCCACUCACUGACGAUCCUCAGCCAGUUUCUUCUUGUCUGACAUCGCAGCGUCCCUCACCAUCCAAGGAGCCCUGUCCGACAGUCGUGUGUAGAGUGUUGUGUGGGUCACGUGACCAGCUGACGUGGCUGGACUGUUGCAGGUAGAGCUGCUGGUGUCCGUGGCUCUGUAUUCUCUGUGUGAGGCCCUCAGCAGCCUCCUCAGCCAGUUGCUGUCCAGUGGCUGGACUGUCCUCCCCUCACUGGCUGAGUGCACUCAGUAGGGUUGACAGUGCACGUGACUUGUACACACUGUCAUAAGCCUGAGGGCUUGGCUGUGACCCGGGGUAGUGUAGCCUCAUCAUCACUGCUCUUACUGUUGCCAUGCUGAUGCUGAUUGCUGCCGCGGGAGGAGAGGGGGGCUGGCAAGUACUGAGUACUAGUACUGGGGGGUGAACUCUGGUCACUGGAUGUGUACUUGUGUUCAUUAUUUUCUCUUGUCAGUCCUACUCGCCAUUUGACAUUCUCUCAAUGACAGUUUGUCUCCAAUGUUUGUCAGGGUAACAACAAAAUGGUUUGGAAAAGUAAUAUCGCCAUCAUCA